AUGUCGUUGGAAGUUCGCGACGCUCCAUUCGUCCUGGGGCGGCAACAAGAUGCAGCCAAACUGCAGUUUCAUUUGAGCACUUGCUCGCAGGGCUACAAAGCGUGCUUGCACUGCAGGUUCGCUGCAGGGUAUCUAGGUCGGUUGGCCAAGAAGGCAUCCGGCUUGAAGCCUCCGAACCGAGAACGUUCCUGGAAGCACAAAUGCACCUUUGAGCUGGGGGGUGAUCAGGUGACAUGGUUGGUUUGUUUGGAUGAGCCACUCCAAGUUGGUUGCUAUGUUUGCCACCGAGCCGGCGUCAAGUCAGCGUUUGGCAAUUUGAAAGUGAGCAUCACAGAAGAGGCUCUCCAAAUUGCAAAUUUCCAGAACCAUGCGAAGUACAAAGGGCAUGUCAGAGCUUUGCAAAAACUUGCUGCGGUGGAGCCUUGUGGUUCGUUGCCUCCGGUCGCUGAGCAGGUUGACGGGCACGUAAGCGGUUUGCCUUUGAAUGUCCCUCGCAUUGAUCGGUGGGUCUCAGCUGUGGAUCUUUUGGUCGCCAGGGCUGGCUACCGGCAAGGCACUGGGCGAGUUGAAGGCGGCAGUGUGGGCUCUGCUCUGAUGGCGGGUGGAGAUGGCAGCAGCAAGGUCAUGAAGCAGAUGCUUGAAUGCUUGCGCAGUGGGUUGGAUUUGGUUGACCUUCAAAGAAUGAAGAAAGCAGUUUCUGCCUCCAUUGCAAUAGACAAAGGCCAUGGCCACCUGGUGGUCUAUGGCCGCAUCCUUGGUCCGGACGGCUUGCAUGACUUCUUUUUGGGCCUUGGAGCUGAUGCGGUGCCUGAUUCUAAUGAGCCCGACCCUAGUAGAGCUGUGCUGAGGUCGCUCGAACAGGUUGUAAAGCGAGCUUGCAUGGUGCGUGUGGCAGCUAGGCGGACAAACUCUUUGUACGAGAGCCCAGAGGACUAUUUCGAUGAUAGUACCUACCAGCACUUCAGAAAAUGUGUUGUUUCCAUGGUUGCCGACGGCGCCUACACAGAGCAGAGGGCCCUCUAUGAAGCAUCGCCCCUGGCUGGCGAGUUAGGUGGUUCUGCGCAGGAUUGCCUCUUUCCAUGUUGCAAACUCAUCACUAGAGACCGGGCCCAUCGCUGGCGAUCAGUUGAUCGUGGGUUCCGGGGCUCAUUGCCAUCAACUUUCCAGGACUUUCUGAGCAAGUUAGUGACGGGCGAGAGAUCUUUAGCGAGAAUGCUGGAAACCUCCGAGAAAUUCGCAAGAGCAUUUCAAGCAAAGCAAGCGGAAUCAGAUGCUCCUGGUUUUGCAAGGGUGCUCCGCUCCUUUGGUUACAGGGAACAGAGGUUUGAUUCCCGCAAGCGACCUCUUUUUCGGCUUUUCAAAAUGUUGAUGAUUUGCAUCGAGUUGCUGGAGGAUGUGGCAACUGCUGGCGGUCCUUUUGAUGAAAGCGACCAAGCCUGGGCCACUAAGCUUCUGGAAGAUUUCGGAGGAGACGCUGGCUUUUGCCGUGUUGUCGGUGCGGCUGUGGCCGCCGACGCCCUCGUGAUUGCGUGGCCUCUGGCGCAAGUCAAUGAUGAAGCGAGGUCGGAUUAUUCACUUGAAGGACCGGCAGCCGCCAAAGUCUUGCUGGAGUUGAAGCUUCUUCUGGCAGAUGGAGGGCUGUUCCUGCCAGAGGCAUCAGCCACUCUGACACAUUCUGUCUUGAGCGCGGUCAAGGAGCGCAUGGUGUGGUGUGGCAAGGGCACGGCCACUUGCAAAAUGAUACCAAUUCGUUGGCCUCGUUUGGAUACACCAGCCCGCUGUGAGCCACUUCGGAUUGCAAGGGAAUUUUACAAGAUCUUUGAAGCCUUUAAGCUGCCGCAGGAAGCCAACGCCUUUGCUGCCUUCAACUUGUCUGAAGAGAUUUCCAUGGCGAAUCGAGAGAAGUGGAUCAAGGUCCUAGCCGAAAGAUUCAACCUUGACGGCGCUCAAGCUUGGCGCUCUUUCUUUGGCAACGGGGAAUCAACAGGCUUGCUUCUCCGAGCCAAAUGGCAUUUUCUUCACGGUGGCCAAGACGCUGCUUCAAAGCCAGCCUCGUGCCAUGUUCCUGAAUCUGCUCACCAGGCUGAGUGCGAAGACAUUUUCGAGAGCUCUUUCGUGUGCCACAUGAAUUCGGUGCAGAACCCAAAGCGUUUUGUAGAGGAUGUAAGCCUGAAGGAGCAGCCGACUUGGGAAGCGACGUGUGCACACAUCGUUGCUCGCCGACCACGUUUUGGACUCUUGGAAAAUGUCAUGGGCUUGAUGCAGCUCGGCGAUGGAUAUAUUUUGUAUGCCAGUGGAGGUGGUAAUUCCGACAAGCUUCUGAACUCUUUGCUCGAGCGACUGCGUGGCAUUGAAGGCUAUACAGUUGCAGCCAGCUUGGCCACAGCCUUUCCCUUGCCAGCUGACAGGAACCGGUGCUUGAUCUUCAUCAGUCGCGAUGAGUGCCAUCCCGCCGAGAGGAACACAUGUCUGGAAGAUUGUCCCCAAGGUGAACUCCUCAAAGCUGGGGCUGGGCAAACUGCUCUAGAUGAUGCCCAAGAUACGGCCGACUAUUUCGGAUACUUCUCAAUAGCCUUAGAGAAAGCCAUCAGCAACCAUCGACUUCCGGCUGAUGCCAAAGUAUGCCCACGCGAGCAGCGCCCAAGCAGUACGCAUGCCUCGCUAGAGCAAGACACCUUGGGCCCGUGCACAAGCUGA
Durusdinium trenchii is the source of this 2697-nucleotide messenger RNA. NCBI's taxonomy places the organism in Eukaryota, Dinophyceae, Suessiales, Symbiodiniaceae. The record is from the annotation of a GenBank genome assembly.